AAUGCAGCCAUUCAGGAUAUAAUUAAGGAGAAGAAUAAUAAGAUAGACUUAAGAUCGUCCCAUAUAGUUAUGAUAACUUGUAAGCUAAUUAUGUUGACCGGAUGAAGUUAAGAAAAGACUCAUCGUGGAAGAGGGAAAGGAAUACAUUUAAAGGACAAUCAUUAAUCUAAGUAUGAUGUAAAUUAUGAUAUACCAAUAGGUAAUAUUAUAUAGGACAAGUGUUAUCAAAAUGUACACAGUUUUAACUUAGUGUUAUGUAUAUCUUCAAUAACUUCAAACCUAUAUCAGCUGUUACUUCCUGGAUGUAAAGUGAUCAAAAUGUGUACAAUCGAAAUAUGAAACUUAACGUUACUUAUAUCUUCAAUACCCUCAAACCUAUGUCAGCAAUUACUUCCUGAUUGAUGUGUGUUAACUAUUGAAGUCGGAUUUACUGAUUAAUAUGAUAAAAUAAAGUUUAUCUAAAAUACUGAAUGAAUCUUGAACUAAAAUGGGGAACACAGCACGAAUUCCUGUUGUUAGAAAGCAAACAGACCAACAUCGAAAUCGAGACAAUCCUGUGCCACGGGAAGCUGAGUCAAGCACACCAACACAAAAUCCACAAUUUCCAAGAACGAGAUAUAAAAAUCAACUACCGCCCAUAGACAAAAAUAAACUGGGAAAUAAAAACAAUGACGGUACAAAGCGAAAGGAACUAAAUUUGCUUAAAAAGAAAAUCACUGACUUAGAGUCGGAAAUAUCGAGCUUGAGGGUCGCACUGAGUCAGUAUGAACAAGAAAAUGACGAACUAAGAACAAGGUUAAGUCGAAUGGCAUCGGAUCGUCUCUUGGACAACAACCCGAACAUUGCCGACCUCAGCGACGCUAACCGUCCAACAAAGAUCGCAGAACAAUUUUCUGAAUUUUAUGACACGGAGUACACGGGGGCGUUUGAAAAGCUUCUUGAACUGAACAUGACUGAAGUGGAAGCCACAAACCUUCUCUUCAAUAUAUUUAUGCACAUAUACGAAGUCUGCAAAUCGAAAUCACAAAAUGAUCUCUUUGGGUUGAGCGAAGCUCUUCGCAUAUUUACCGGGAACGCCACAAUGAUACCUUCCAACAAUCUUAAACACUUCAAAGACAUCAGAAAGAAACAGUUUAAACAAUACUUACCAGAUUUACAGAAGACCAUUUUUGAACGUGUAUUAGAAGUCUGGAUCCCAGACGCCUGCAGAAGAACAGCUGAGGUUAUGCUUUUUGUGGAAAAUGCUACAGAGAUAUGUUGGCUUAUAUCUAUACAGGACCCACCCUUAUGCUUGGUCGGGGAAGUCAAUGUAGACGAUUUUUUUGAUAAAAGUAUGUUCAGAGAGUAUACGAAACGUGGACCACGGUAUGAUUUCGUUGUUUGGCCGGCUUUGUUGUUGCAUGACGGAGGACCUAUGCUCCUUAAAGGCAUAGCGCAGCCUAAAAAUACUCACAGCGGCAACCGAUUUGAUGAAAACAAUACUCAAAUAGAUGACAGCUUAGAAAGACGAAGCACACAAAUAGAUAAGCGAUUUGUUUCAAGAAUCAGCAUUGUAACAAGCACAGGUGUGAACGAUUUAACACAUGAUCCAACAGAUAGAUCACCACAAAGCGGGACAUCCGAAGGAAUUGAAACAGAGACAGGAGUUAAUGGUGCUCAAGUAACCACUCCAGUCCGACCACCCAGAACGAAAAAGGCCAAGCAGAAAGAAACAAAAGAGAAGCAAGAUGGGGUUGAAAGGAACGGAACUAAAGUUUCAUCUUCACCUCUUGAUGAAUCCAUAGAACAUGAUACAUCUGGGAGCAUUGAUGAGGUAAAGGACCUAGACCGUGAAAUUUCAACCAACCAUGAAAAUGCAUGUGCUCUACCAAAGACUGUAAAUAAAAAAGCACGUAGCAAGCGGCAUGCGAUGAAUUCAAUGAGUAGUGAAACAAAGCCUACACAAUAAAGACAACAUUCAAGUACAAUUGUUCAACUUGUUCAGUUUAUGACAAGGUUUCCAAAGAGUUAAAUACUAUUCAUGAAUAGUGUAUCGUGAUUAUCUGAAAUAUUACGUGUUUGUAUUCCGCAAAAAAAUGGGAUUUUUUCGCAAGUCGUACCAAACCAAAUAGUAGGGGCUUAUCUUGAUCUUGUUUUAUAAAGGGACUGAAAUGUUCGUGAAAUUGGGGCCUGUCUUUUAUGUAAAGCAUGCAAAGUGAUAUUCGGUUUUACUUCUACUUCUGUGCUAUUCUCACAAGUAUUCCACUGGCAAUCAUUCAGGAACAAUUACAUAAAUAAGUUUACUUACUAUGUAUUAUGGUAUAUAAUUAAUCAAUUAUGAAAACGUUUGGCAGUACAAUAUGAACUAUAAAAAAUCUUAGUAUUUACCGUUUUAAAGUCCUUCACUCGAGUACAGUCUUUUAGUGAGGAUUUUCAAAUUCCUGUUCAUGAAAUUUUGUGGAACUAGCCAUGGCUGUUAUUAUAUUUUUUUUACUAAUUGACAAGGGUUGGAAAUCUUCAUUUCUGUUCAUUGCUGUACCUAAGAAAAACCCUCAUGCCAAGUUAACAUCUAGGAUUUACAUGGUUUUUCAAACGCCUGAGCUAGUCAGCUAGUUAUUUACCUGAAACGGAUCGGUUAAUGUUUAUAUAAAUGUAUUUCGUUAUGGCAAACAACAUAGUCAAGUUUCUUCAAUAUUAAGUGCAGAAUUAACGAUGGUAUCAGUGUGAUACUAAGUGUUCUCAACAUUUGACAAUGUUACAUGCUUUAUGACCCGUUCAAACCUGAGCUCAAACGUUUUUAUGACAAUUAAUCUCACUAAAUAUUAUUAAAUUUAAGAAGAAUAUGCGAACUCUAGUGUUAGUAAAAUUUUCGAGCAAUUGACCGGAUCUAUGUAUUAUCAUGACACAAAUUAUUACCAGCGUUCAUCAACAUGUCAUUGAAAUUUAGCCUCCCGAGUUUUAACAGGGUUUUUCUAACAGUUUAUCCAAAUUUGAUUAAAACAAACAUUCUGACUAUUUUCAUGAAGCUUUGGUUGAAUGAAUGGCAUUUUAUCAUUGUUAUUUUGCCUAACUUUUUUACUCGACAAAUGUUAACAAUAUUUUUCUUAAGUAUUACAUUGUUACCUACUUUUUGAAUAAACGUGACAAUAAUAUCA
Messenger RNA from Mya arenaria, 3134 nucleotides. RefSeq lists its product as uncharacterized. The record is from RefSeq and is a predicted model, not a curated record. Bases 488 to 1948 code for a protein of 486 amino acids. The transcript is spliced from 9 exons. Lineage: Eukaryota; Metazoa; Mollusca; Bivalvia; Myida; Myidae.